AGUCCGUCGCUGCAGUCCGACAGAGCGGCCACUCAUCAACAUCUACUCGGCGUCCACGGAGCUGUGUACCGCUAUGUGGCUCUGAGCCGACGGUUCAAACCGAAACAGGGUUUACGACGGCGACGACGAAUGUGGACAUGAGGACACCAGGGACUUAUUCUUCCAAAAGACGGACCGGGAAUCCUCGUUUUUCCCCGAGCGAAUGAGAAAGAAUCGUCAUGACCCUUUUCCCUUCGACCUGUCAUUCCUUCACUGAGGGACUUUUGCCCCUUUUGGUUUCUGGACUUAUUAUUACCGGGAUGAGAUAAUAAAGUAAUCCAGCUCGUGCAUGCUGCUACAACAACACCUGUGGCACUUGUAAACCCGCCCUGCCCCCCUAACCCCUCCCCAAGCUAAGAUCAAGGCAACGUUCGAAACAUGACGACACCAGCUCUCCUGCCACUGUCGGGCCGCAGGAUACCCACUCUGUCUCCGGGAGCCUCCUCUUUCCCGCACCACAGGGCCACGCUGAGGCUCUCCGAAAAGUUCAUCCUCCUCCUCAUUCUCAGUGCCUUCAUCACCUUAUGCUUCGGGGCCUUCUUCUUCUUACCGGACAAUUCCAAGCACAAGCGCUUUGACUUGGGUUUGGAGGAUGUGCUCAUCCCUCAUAUUGACUCGCCCAAAGAGGGAAAGCACGCCUCUGGACAGGUGGUCAUACAUGGACAGGGGGCCCAUGACGAGCACAGACACAAGGAGGAGGAGGAGAGCCUGCGGGAUAAGAUCCGAGCAGACCACGAGCGAGCUCUGCAGGAGGCCAAGGAGAAGCUGAGGAAGUCCCGUGAGGAACUGCAGGCUGAGAUUCAGACUGAGAAAAACAAAGUAAUGGAGGACCUGAAGAAGAAGGAUGCGGGGCCUAAACCAUUGCCCCCCGUCCCCAUGCCAAAAGUGGUGGGUGUCAGCGAUGGUGAGCCUCCAGAGCCCGACGCCAAGGAGAAACGAGACAAGAUCAGAGAGAUGAUGAAGCAUGCAUGGGACAGCUACAGGCAGUAUGGCUGGGGUCACAACGAGCUGAAGCCCCUCGCCAAGAAAGGACAUUCCACAAAUAUCUUUGGCAAUUCCCAACUGGGGGCGACCAUUGUGGAUGCGUUAGACACCCUCUACAUCAUGGGUCUGCACGACGAGUUCAAGGACGGCCAGGAGUGGAUCGAACAGAAUCUGGACUUUGGAGUGAAUGCCGAGGUGUCUGUGUUUGAGGUCAACAUUCGUUUCAUAGGAGGACUGCUGGCCGCCUACUACCUCUCUGGACAGGAAAUGUUCAAGCUGAAGGCGGUGCAGCUAGCAGAGAAGCUGCUCCCUGCCUUCAACACCCCCACAGGAAUCCCCUGGGCCAUGGUCAACCUUAAGAGUGGUGUUGGGCGCAACUGGGGCUGGGCGUCGGCGGGCAGCAGCAUCCUGGCGGAGUUUGGGACUCUGCACAUGGAGUUUGUCCACCUCACCUACCUGACAGGAAACCCCGCCUACUACCAGAAGGUGAUGCACAUCAGGAAGCUGCUCGCCAAAAUGGACCGACCCAACGGACUGUAUCCAAACUACCUGAACCCUCGGACGGGGCGCUGGGGACAACAUCACACCUCAGUUGGAGGACUUGGGGACAGUUUCUACGAGUACCUGCUGAAGGCUUGGCUCAUGUCAGACAAGACCGAUACAGAAGCCCGCAAAACCUACGAUGAUGCCAUUGAGGCUAUCGAGCGGCACCUGAUUCGCAAAUCCAACGGCGGUCUGACGUUCAUCGGAGAGUGGAAGAACGGACACCUGGAGAGGAAGAUGGGCCACCUGGCGUGCUUUGCCGGUGGUAUGUUUGCUUUGGGCGCCGACGGCUCGCCUGACGAUAAAGCCGGACACUACCUGCAGCUGGGAGCGGAGAUCGCACACACCUGCCACGAGUCCUACGACAGGACAGUGUUGAAGCUGGGCCCGGAGGCCUUUAAGUUCGACAGCGGCCUGGAGGCGGUGGCCGUGCGGCAGAACGAGAAAUACUAUAUCCUGCGGCCGGAGGUCAUCGAGACGUACUGGUACAUGUGGAGGUUCACCCACGAUCCCAAAUACCGGCAGUGGGGCUGGGAGGCAGCGCAGGCCAUCGAUAAGUACUGCAGAGUGAGUGGAGGUUUCGGGGUGAAGGACGUCUACUCCUCCAACCCGACCUACGACGACGUGCAGCAGAGCUUCUUCCUGGCCGAGACGCUAAAGUAUCUGUACCUGCUGUUCUCCAGCGACGACCUGAUGCCGUUUGAGAGUUGGGUUUUCAACACGGAGGCUCACCCGCUCCCUGUCCUGCACCUGGGCAACAUCACUCUGCCUGGCAGCGAGCCGUCUCAGCGGUAAACGCGAAGGACCGUGUUUUUUCUCCUCAGCGGCAUCGGGGGGGCGCCACCUGGACGCCCACCUGUCUGUACUAAAAACCAACCCACCAACACUGGACAAACAUUCAGCUCUACGGACUCUCACCCGCUUCUGGACUGCAGACAUCAACCAGAGGAGACGGACGGAGAGACUCCUGAGAGGACGUCCCUCUCUUCUUCUGUGUUUUACUCUUUGACUCUCUCUGUCUUCUCAGAAAGACGGCGUUUUUGCUGCUCAGCCUCGCGACUGGCUUGAACUGACCCUGAAGGAACGAGCUCCAAAAAAGGCUCGAUUUAGUUUUGUCUGUUAUUAUUUUUAGUGACCGAACUCUACUCCCAUGCAGACUCGAGCUGAGUGCAUUAUGGACUUUCUGUGAAGGAUGACAGUCAGUUUGACACUGUACUGAUGGAGGUGUGUUUCUUUUCUCCAGGCAGACUAAGUCGAGGACUUUACAGGGUCUGUUGAUGUGUGUUUUUUUGUUUGGACACAUGGGGACACAGGGUUGAAUGAAAGCCCUUCGCUUCUCCCUGAACCCCUCCGAUUACUCCACUUCCUGUUUAAUCUUCAUCAGAUGGACUUUGACCUGGAACUAUUAGCCGCUCGUCACAUCAUCAGUGCGAGGGCAGGUUGUGUCUCCUCCUCCUUUUACUCCUCUAAUCCUCCUUUUUCAGAACAGUGGACCAUUGUAAGUGAACAGUCGCUCCACCUGGACAGCAGCAGGCUUCUCCAUCUUCUUCACUCUACACCUCGACAUCUUUCCAGUUCCCCUCUCAGAUAUAAACGCCACUGGCUGCUACAUUUUCAUUUUCCUCCACCUUUUUCCCGACCAUACAAGAGUUCCUCUCCAUUUUAUCCCUCAAUUUGUUCUCUUAUUUCUUGCCUUUUCAUUACUCAUUUUUUAAGGAUCCAGUAAUACUUUUGUAUGAGUGUGUGUGUGGGUGUGUGUGUGUGUGUGGUUAAGAUAACCUCUGCUGUAAAUCAUUGAUUUGUGCACUUUGUAUGGGAAGACUAUGAAGAAGAGGAACAUAGAAGUGUAGCACUGAAAGAGCUGAACAAAUGAAGUCUCCCUGCUGAGCUCCCAUCAUGCAACAGUCGCUCCAUAUAUCACCAGUUGGACCAGCUUACUGUUAGUUGUAUGCACUAUAGUUUUCUAAAUCCUGAUUAGAUUUUCUCUUUGCUUUUCAUGCCUUAUCCUCUCUCCUCCAUGUUAACCUUUAUUCUCCAAAACAUAUAAAAGCUCUUGAGACUUUGUGUCGAAGGGUUUCCAAAUAAGAGUAAAACGUCCAAGUUUUAGAUAAUCUCUAAAUCACAGAACAGCUUGGGAUAAAACUUCUGUAAUAUAUCACCUGUUACAUUGACAUUAUAAAGCUGCAAACGUGUCCUCCUUUGUGUUAAUUGUUCAGUCAAUAAUCAGGACUAAUAAUUACUGUACAGAUUGAAGUCACCUUUUUUUUGUCCCCUUCAUCAUAUCAUCAAAAAGGUCAAAAUCUCCAGACCUGGCUCGCUCCAGUUAUCUCUCCCGACACGCAACUUUCUCUGAAGCAGCGCGAGGAGUUUACUGCUAGAGCUGCUCAGAUAAUAGAUGAUACAGUCUAAUUAUGACAUUUUACACAACCAAAACAACUGUGGAACAGUGCCAACAGAUUUACUGAACGCUGAUUGUAAAACACACGGGGAGAAUUUCAUGCUCAAAUAAAACACUGAAAAAUAUCACAACUGUUCAUAUAAAUGCUCCAGUUUUAAUCCCACUCAAAUUUAGCAACUUAAACAUUAAAGAAAGAUCAUUUUGAUCUGGGACUCGUGUGGAAAUAUUUCAGCUUUUUAAAGAUAGGAAAUAUAAUGUUUUAAUGAAGGUUAUAUUUCUUACAGUGUGACAGCAGCUGCUGCUUUAACAAUGGCACAAAAGAUAUCACAAGAAAGGUUACCAGGAGGGAGAGAAAUGUCAACAGAGGGGAGGACGAGAUCUUGAGUAAAGGCAUGACUCAGCAUUAAAGAUAACUCACCCAAUGGUGAACAAAUGUACUUUACAAAGGUCAGAAUUUCAGUCCAACCUCCAAAAACUUCAUCCUCCAUCUACAAAAUGCUUAAAUUGCAUUCUUCUUUUUUUCUGAUCCGUGUUUGUAGGGAUACAACAAGUAUGUUUUGUUCUUAAAAAACAAACAUUUUAACAACUACUGUGUGUGUGUGUGUGUGUGUGUGUGUGUGUGUGUGUGUGUGUGUGUGUGUCUGAGAGAUUCUUUUCAAGCCUUAUUUUUUCAGAUGUGUGACGCCUUGGCCAACACUGUGCUCUUUCUCUUCCUUUGCUUUGUGUUGUUUUUAAUAUGAACCACGUUUCUUAUUAUAUUUCGGUUUGCACGAGCGUCGGAGGCCCUCUGCCGUGGAGAUAGAUGCAGAAAUGUGACGGAGUAAAAAUGAAGUUGCCGCCACAAAGAAAUAAUGAAACCUCACAGUCACAUGACUAGCGGUUUCUAAAACGUAUCAAAAGGCUGAUUUACUUGCAGCUUACUAUAUUCUGAACUCCACUCCUGACAAAAGCAGCUGUCAUUAAAGUAUAGUUGUGUGCAGAAUAAAAACGAUAUGGUGCAAAUGGAAAUAAAAAAACAAGGAUUCAUUUGAAUGAUUGAUUAAUUUUGGCCAGGAUUUUCUGUAACAUUUUCCUAUUUCCUCCAAAAAGCUUUUCAAAGCGUACACAUCGUUGGUUUCGCUCUUUUCAUGGGAUCGGAUAGAUUUAGAGAAUGUACAAAAAUGAUUCAUCAACAAUGGUAACGUAACAUAAUCCCUGCCUCAUAUUUCAAAGAUCCAACAACCUCUGUCCGGAAGAAGUUACAGAUAUUUUAGAAAAAAGGUCUCAAUAUUAAACAUUUUUUUAGGACUUGAGGCCGAUCAACUCUACCCAAAGCUCUUCCACCGUUCAAGACGAUAUGACACUUAGUUUAUAUUUAAUUAAUCCAUUUCGUGGAGUCGAACAGCAGUCGCCCUAAGCUUUUUUUAUUUAAAGUCUAAUGAAACCAUAGCUCAUCUGCAACAUCGGUCAAUGUACAUACAGGGUAUUUCUCUGCACAUACAACCUGCUUCUCCCUCCGUACGUUUACCUCCCCCCUCCACCCUGCACCCUCUCUCUGGUGGCAGUCCAUUAAUGCAGUACAGUCAGUAUCCUCAUCAUCACCACCUUCAUCCGACACGGGGGGGGGAGCCCGGGCGGUAACCUGGGUAACCUGAGCAGCAAUGAUUUUGACAAAUUGAGUGUUCUGUAUUUGUAUUUUUACUGAACUAAAAAAAACAACUAUUAAACUAUCUGUAAAUAUGUUUAAAACUGAGACACAAAUUCAAUAAAGAUGUUAUGAAAAGUGA
Messenger RNA from Eleginops maclovinus (Patagonian blennie), 5730 nucleotides. It is a transcript of the gene man1a2, whose product is annotated as mannosidase, alpha, class 1A, member 2. Gene Ontology annotation, molecular function: calcium ion binding; mannosyl-oligosaccharide 1,2-alpha-mannosidase activity. The record is from RefSeq and is a predicted model, not a curated record. Gene Ontology annotation, biological process: mannose trimming involved in glycoprotein ERAD pathway; carbohydrate metabolic process. NCBI's taxonomy places the organism in Eukaryota, Metazoa, Chordata, Actinopteri, Perciformes, Eleginopidae. Gene Ontology annotation, cellular component: extracellular exosome; endoplasmic reticulum; Golgi membrane.